UACAGUACAGCCUCUCUGAGCCCCUCCCCCUUUAUUGCAGAAGACAUGAGAAGAUGAGUGUUGUGCAGUUGCUUUGUAGCUUGCUGACAGCCUCUCUGCUGGUACCCGUGGUAACCUGUCAGUGUGAAGACAGUCAAUGGAGGGUGGGGCUAUUCUCCAGUUGUCAAGUAGACACAAAUAACUUCUUCACUGAUUCUCCAGUGUUGAUAUCGGCCCAACAGAGUGGUUUGGCAGGUCUCCCUGACUGGCUCAGGGUUGGUCAGUUCAACUCCAGCUUUGGCCCAGCCUAUAUAUACGGCACCCCCACAGAGCCUGAGGGGGCAGUACCACUGGAGGUCAGAGGACUCAACGAGAUCACUUUUGAAUCGAGGACACGAGAAAUAACUAUAACAAUUUCACCAGCUGAUGGUGCCAUUAUUCUAGAGCAUGAACUCUACAUCACCAACUUUGAUGUACUGGAAUUCCUCCAGUCAGAGGUGCAGACAGUGUUUCAGUCUGCCUUGUCAGCAGCGUACCCAGUAGCCACACCCUCCAUUGUGAGAGUAGACCACCCCUCCUCCAGGGGUAUCCCCGCCCCACUACCCCCCACCAAGCACGGGGUCAUAGUUGUGGUCAGCCCUGGAUUAGCCGUGCAACUGACCACACCCUCCUGUUCUAGCAGCUUCGUGCAGUCAUUCACUCACAGUGGGUUCCAAGUGGAGGCGUGUACACUGACGGAGUCUAUUGUUGCUACAGUGUCUCCGCCCACUCCUGGGGUAGCAGGCAGAGACACGCCCACCAGCAGUGGGAGCAGGAUCUCGUUGCUUGUCAUCCUGAUAGUGGGUGCCAUUAUCCUGUUGAUGGUCGUGUCUGGACUGGCUGUGGUGUUCUUUGGCAGAAGAAAAGAAGGAGUGACUGUUUCUGGUAAAAAGAAAUUGCGUCAAUCGACCAUGCACAGUGUUGCCAAGGAGACUAGUUUGGGGCCAGUUGUUGCUCAGAGCCACUUGAGGGACAUGGCUAGACCUCCCACUGUGAGACCCCCCACAGCUGUUGAACCAGGCAAUGCAGGGGGUCAGGGCAAUGCAGGGGGGAGACAACAGUCAGUGAGUGGAGAGGCUUUGCUGGAGUUUCAGGACCUCACGGAUUAUAACAAUCGUGCAAACAGCCCCCGGCCCCUCCCCCCUUAUGUCUACCCCAACAUCAGCUAUAUCCCCUUCACCAGACAAACAAUGUAGCCAGUCAAUUAAGUUUUUUUAUCGAACAAUUUUUUUUAUGGCAGUUUUUGUGUGAUACAUACAAAUGUAGAUAUGUAACUUUUCACUGCAUUGAAAUUACAUUGUUAUGGCUUCUUUGC
This is a messenger RNA of Halichondria panicea, 1333 nucleotides long. RefSeq lists its product as uncharacterized. Bases 54 to 1214 code for a protein of 386 amino acids. The record is from RefSeq and is a predicted model, not a curated record. Gene Ontology annotation, cellular component: membrane; sarcoglycan complex. Gene Ontology annotation, molecular function: calcium ion binding. NCBI's taxonomy places the organism in Eukaryota, Metazoa, Porifera, Demospongiae, Suberitida, Halichondriidae. The transcript has 7 exons.